Molecule: messenger RNA, 1699 nt
Organism: Hevea brasiliensis (rubber tree)
Lineage: Eukaryota; Viridiplantae; Streptophyta; Magnoliopsida; Malpighiales; Euphorbiaceae
Product: 3-ketoacyl-CoA thiolase 2, peroxisomal
Exons: 14
Coding region: 199-1587 (462 amino acids)
Biological process (GO): phenylacetate catabolic process; fatty acid beta-oxidation
Cellular component (GO): peroxisome
Molecular function (GO): acetyl-CoA C-acyltransferase activity
Source: RefSeq, a predicted model, not a curated record
UUAAAUUUUUUAUUGUUAAAUGUUCAUUUAUAUUUUUAUAAAUAUAUGAAAAUAAUCAUUUUCUUCCCGUGUAUUAUUAUCUAUCUAACCGCCAAGCCAUAAAGGCAACCCCAACUCUACUCCAUUUGGUUAUCGAAGCCGAGCCGAAUCGACCUCUCUUCUCUCGCUUGCUUUCUUGCUUCAUCGUCUCGUAAAAUAAUGGAGAAAGCGAUCAAUAGGCAGCGAGUUCUUCUCGAUCACCUCCGUCCUUCUUCAUCGUCUUCGCACAAUUAUGAGUCCUCCCUCUCAGCAUCGGCGUGCUUGGCUGGGGAUAGCGCCGCGUAUCAUAGGACUUCGGUGUAUGGAGAUGAUGUUGUGAUUGUAGCAGCAUAUCGAACUCCGUUGUGCAAGUCUAAGCGUGGUGGUUUCAAGGAUACUCAUGCUGAUGAUUUACUUGCUCCUGUUUUGAAGGCAGUGAUAGAGAAAACAAAUUUGAACCCAAGUGAAGUAGGGGAUAUUGUUGUGGGCACAGUGUUGGCACCGGGAUCUCAAAGAGCAAGUGAAUGCAGGAUGGCUGCAUUCUAUGCCGGUUUUCCUGAAACUGUGCCUAUUAGGACUGUUAACAGGCAAUGUUCGUCUGGGCUUCAGGCAGUUGCUGAUGUAGCUGCAGCUAUCAAAGCAGGCUUUUAUGACAUUGGCAUUGGAGCUGGUUUGGAAUCCAUGACGAGUAAUCCAAUGGCUUGGGAUGGAGAUGUGAAUCCAAAAGUAAAAGCCUUUGAGCAAGCCCAAAAUUGCCUUUUGCCCAUGGGUGUUACUUCAGAAAAUGUUGCACAUCGUUUUGGGGUGACUAGACAGGAGCAGGAUCAGGCUGCAGUUGAGUCUCAUAGGAAGGCAGCUGCUGCUACUGCUUCUGGCAAAUUCAAGAAUGAGAUAAUCCCUGUGGCUACCAAGAUUGUUGACCCAAAAACUGGACAUGAGAAACCUGUCACCAUCUCCGUUGAUGAUGGAAUUCGUCCUAACACAUCAUUAUCAGAGCUAGGAAAACUGAAGCCUGUGUUUAAGAAAGAUGGAACCACUACCGCUGGGAAUUCUAGCCAAGUAACUGAUGGUGCUGGGGCUGUGUUGCUCAUGAAAAGAAGUGUGGCAAUGCGUAAAGGGCUACCUAUCCUUGGUGUGUUCAGGACUUUUGCUGCUGUGGGUGUGGAUCCUGCCAUCAUGGGCAUUGGUCCGGCUGUAGCAAUUCCAGCUGCAGUGAAGGCUGCUGGACUAGAACUUGCUGACAUUGAUCUUUUUGAGAUAAAUGAGGCAUUUGCUUCUCAGUUUGUUUAUUGCCGUAAGAAGUUGGAGCUUGAUCCGGAGAAGAUCAAUGUCAAUGGAGGUGCAAUGGCCAUUGGGCAUCCUCUAGGUGCAACAGGUGCCCGCUGUGUAGCCACUCUACUGCAUGAGAUGAAGCGUCGGGGUAGAGAUUGUCGCUUUGGGGUGGUGUCCAUGUGCAUAGGCACGGGAAUGGGAGCAGCGGCUGUUUUUGAAAGAGGGGACGCUGCUGAUGAUCUCUGCAAUGCCCGGAGAGUAGAAACCAAUGACCUGUUAUCCAAGGAUGCUAUGUAGACGGAUGCUUUUUUUCUUCCUUAUCGUAGAACUAUCAAAUAAUAUCACAUUGGGGAGUUCCGAAUUUCCAACUAUUGAUAAACAGUAUAAUAAAGCGGUUUAAUUUUUUUUA